CGCCAUUACAACAGCAUGAGACAAGUCCGUGUAAAGUGACACUUAAAACCCAUGCUGAUUGCUAUAAAAGCUCGGGAAAAAUUGCCACUGGAGAAAAGCCCAACAACUCUUUCCCUUUAUUCUCGCCUUUUCAUCUUUUACACUUUUUUCUCCCAACUCAACAAACAACAACAACAAACAAUGGGUGGUAGCAGCAAAGUCGCUAUUGUCGGUGCCGGCUCUGUCGGUGCCACGAUUGCUUAUGCAGUCAUGCUCCGGGACGUCGCCUCGGAAGUCUUGAUGGUCGACGUCGUUCCAGAUAUCGUUCGCGGUCAGGUUCUUGACUUAAGUGAUGCCAACUUGGUCAGCACCACUAAGGUGCGUGGUGCCACGAGCGAGGAAGCUGGUCAAGCCGAUGUCAUCAUCAUUACUGCCGGUGCCAAACAAAAGGAGGGUGAAUCGCGCACUCAGUUGAUCGAUCGAAACUACAAGAUUCUAAACAGCGUCAUUGGCGCCAUGCAGCCUAUUCGCAAGGAAGCCAUCAUGAUUCUCGUCGCCAACCCCGUCGACGUCUUGACCCAUAUUGCCCACAAGCUCUCUGGCCUUCCACGCAACCAAGUGCUUGGCUCGGGCACCUUCUUGGAUACUUCUCGUCUUCGUGUCUAUCUGUCUCAAAAGCUAAAGGUCGCUGCAUCCAGCAUCCACGCAUUUGUUUUGGGUGAACAUGGUGAUAGCCAAUUUAUUGCGUGGGAGUCGGCGACGGUCGCCGGUAAACCCUUGUUGUCAUUCCCCGAGGUGCAGGCUAUGGAUAGGGCUGAGGUGGAGAAGAUGAUUACAAACAAGGCAAUGGAAAUCAUCAAGCUGAAGGGUGCUACUUAUUAUGGCAUUGGUGCUUGUACUGCAUCGUUGGUCGAGGCCAUCUUGCUUGACAAGAGCGAAGUCCGCCCUCUUUCUGUCUAUGUUGAAUCAAUGGGAACCGUGCUUUCAGUGCCUGCCAAGCUUGGCUAUAACGGUGUUGAAAAGAUCUUUGACAUUCCUCUCAGCAAGGAGGAGCGCGGCCGCUUGGAACAGAGUGCCGAAACUCUCAAGGAAAUCUGCUCAAAGUAUCAGUAAAAAAAACACGACUCAUGCAUGCAUGCGUACAACAUUUCAGAAAUAGCAUUUGUAUAUAAUUUAUACUUAAUCCACAAAUAAACAAACCAUAUAAAAGCAACACAAUAAACUACUUUCACUUUUUUCAUA
This is a messenger RNA of Zychaea mexicana, 1221 nucleotides long. RefSeq names its product lactate dehydrogenase B. Gene Ontology annotation, cellular component: cytoplasm. The record is from RefSeq and is a predicted model, not a curated record. Gene Ontology annotation, molecular function: L-lactate dehydrogenase (NAD+) activity. The coding region runs from base 52 to 1092 and encodes 346 amino acids. Gene Ontology annotation, biological process: carboxylic acid metabolic process. Lineage: Eukaryota; Fungi; Mucoromycota; Mucoromycetes; Mucorales; Lichtheimiaceae. The transcript has 2 exons.